Molecule: messenger RNA, 928 nt
Organism: Carica papaya (papaya)
Lineage: Eukaryota; Viridiplantae; Streptophyta; Magnoliopsida; Brassicales; Caricaceae
Source: RefSeq, a predicted model, not a curated record
CCUUUUAUUGGGAUAUAAAUUACAAUUUGGCAUCUGCAGACGCAGACCGAAUACGUAAGGAAUAUGAUGAGUCCAGUGCUAAAUUAUCUAAAAUCCAGUCAAGGAUAUCAAGCCUGACACAGAAGCUAAAAUAUGACUUUGGACAGGAGAAGGAGUUCUAUUCAUUUUAUGGUCAAUGUUUUGAGAACAAGGAAAACAAGUAUGUUUACAAAGUCUGCCCAUAUAAACAAGCAUCUCAGGUCGAGGGGCAUACAACAACUCGUUUAGGGAACUGGGACAAAUUUGAGGAGUCUUAUAGACACAUGGUGUUCUCCAAUGGUGAUAAGUGCUGGAAUGGUCCUGAUAGAAGUUUGAAGGUUAGGCUAAGAUGUGGUUUGACAAAUGAGGUUGCUGAUGUAGAUGAACCUAGCCGUUGCGAAUAUGUAGCUUUGUUGUCUACACCAGCUUUGUGCCUGGAAGAAACGCUUAAAGAACUAGAAGAGAAACUUGAUGCAUUAAAUCAAGAACAACCUCAGAAGCGUGAUGAACUCUAAAAUACCCGAAUAAAUGUGUAUUGGAUCCACUGGAGAGUGCUAACUGCUUAAAUCUGUCUGGCUGGGGAAUUGUUGAUUUUAAUCUUGAAAGACGAAGAGGUGCCACUGCAACACAGCCCUUCACCGGCAUAUAGUUGGAAGAAUUUCGGGCUAAUAAUUAGGAAUAGUAUUGGAAAAAAAUUUUUGGGUCUCUGGAGGAUGCUUCACAUUAAAACUUUUACUUUUUUUUUUUUCUUUUUCUUUUUUUGUGAUAGACCAAUUUGAGUAAGGUGGCAGCAUGACUAGUAGGUUGACCCACCCAGGUUAAGUAUAGACAUUGGUGUUGUUACACUUGGUAUAUCAUGAAAGGCAAUUUAUGAAACUAACAAUAAGAGGUAUAACACGCUUUUCUUGGA